AUGGCAUCAGAAAGCAAGAGAGUGAAGAGAUGGGCGCCGAAGGUCUUCAGCGGCUGUCAGACAUGCAAACGGCGACGUGUCAAGUGCGAUGAGACGAAGCCUACGUGUACGAGAUGCGCUCGCAGCAGUCUGCAAUGCGAAGGUUACGCGCCACCCCAACCUCGAAUAUUCGUGCCCAAGCAGAAGAAAGUCGCACGCUCACCUCAGUCCGUUUCGAGCCAGGACGACCUCAAAGAACGAGCUUCGUCUGCUGCAAGCUCAAAAGCCGGCACUCCUGACCCGAAAACAGUCUUCACGAGUCCUAGUGAAUUGCAACACUUCGAAUAUUUCAUGAAAGAACCCGCAAUCAUCUUUUCGAUAUACUCAAGCAACUUCUGGACAGUCGUCAUACCACGAGCAGUACACAGUCAUGUUGCCGUACGGCAUUCCGUCAUUGCGCUGUCAAUGGCAUACCGAUCACUUGUCUCACCAGAUGGCUUUAGUGUCUGCGAACAGCAAUUGGUAGACCACUACAGUGCCGCCAUUCUCACACUGACUCAAGGCCAGGCAACAGUAGACAUCGUCCUCAUCACCAGCAUUUUGUUUUACAGUAUCGAUUUUCUGCGUUUUAGUGCGCAUGAGGCUGCCUUGAGUCACCUUGAAGCUGCGUAUAACAUACUACAAGAGGUCAAAAGUACCCCAGGGUUCAAAAGAUCAGAAUACUAUGGUCUCAUCACCGAGCAUCUGCAGCCAGUGAUAGAGGGCACAAGAUCCGGUCUCGAUCACGACGUUCUGGACAAUGUCAAUAAUGCCGCAGGCCUACUGGCGAGCUACAAGCUACGAUUUCCGGAGACGACAGCUUCGAGGCCCGAGGCGGCGGUCGAUCAGCUACAGGCAAUGCUACGGUUCCUUCUCGGUCAAACAGCGGACAUCAUUCCGUCCGAAGCAGAUGUAGCGCACUGUCUCAUGGAGCUACCUGCUCUGUUCAACUGCGUGGCAAACCUGGGCACUUUGCCAGGCUCGCCACCUUUACGUGGUCGUUUGUUCUUCAUUCAUCACGUCACGUACACGAUCCUUCUGCGCGAAUUGCGACAGAGCCUUGGGGCUGCGGACUGUGGACCGGAAGACUGUUUGCUCACGUCUUACAGAUUUGUCGUUGAGCAGAUGCAGCAAUUCCUCUCAAUACCAGACUCGGAGCUCUCACAGCACAGCACUCCUACUUGGGAUCGACUCGGUGUCAUUGGACCACUGUUCUUAACGGUUGUCAUGUCACCAAACGAAGAGCUCGCGGCAAGGGCACUGGAACUAUUGCGCUCUGCGAAUAGAGUGGAGGGACCAUGGACUUCGGGGCUGGCUGCGAACAUUGCAGAAGCACUGGCGCAAGGUGAUGCGCAGGAGAAUUUGGGAAUGGGUCUGGGCACACUACGCUUCGAGAAGAUGUCCAGUACUCUGCACAUUUUUGACGACAGCCCGGAGCCUAUGUUUGACCACUAUUUGUCGGUACGUCCUGCAGAGCUUGCUGCAUUGGAUGUGAACGCUGUUCAAUGUGUAGUCCACCUGUACGGCUACCAAUUGCCAUGA
Cyphellophora attinorum is the source of this 1560-nucleotide messenger RNA. RefSeq lists its product as uncharacterized. The transcript is spliced from 3 exons. The record is from RefSeq and is a predicted model, not a curated record. The coding region runs from base 1 to 1560 and encodes 519 amino acids. Gene Ontology annotation, biological process: regulation of DNA-templated transcription. NCBI's taxonomy places the organism in Eukaryota, Fungi, Ascomycota, Eurotiomycetes, Chaetothyriales, Cyphellophoraceae. Gene Ontology annotation, molecular function: zinc ion binding; DNA-binding transcription factor activity, RNA polymerase II-specific.